Molecule: messenger RNA, 1366 nt
Organism: Hydra vulgaris (swiftwater hydra)
Lineage: Eukaryota; Metazoa; Cnidaria; Hydrozoa; Anthoathecata; Hydridae
Product: TNF receptor-associated factor 6
Molecular function (GO): zinc ion binding
Source: RefSeq, a predicted model, not a curated record
GUUGAUAGUUUCUUUACAAUCUUAGAAUAGUUUAAAAAAAUAAUUUUAUGAAAUAAACAUAUAGGAAUAUUUAUUGGAAAUGAUUUAGUUGUCUGAAUAAGUAAUGGAUCUGCCCAGAGUUUUGAUUGAAAGAAAUUUUGAUCUUUCUGAUUAUGAAGUAUCAGAUGAAAUAUCCGACUCUGAUAGUAAUAAUUCUUGCCCAAUAUUAGAUAAUGAGUUACCCAGUGAAAAAAAUUGUGAAGGUUAUGAUGUUGAGGUUGAUGGUAUUAUACUAACUGAACUUGAAUGUCCACUAUGCAGCCUGGUGCUUAGGAAUCCUGUUCAAUUAGAACAAUGUGGCCAUUGUAUGUGUCGCAAUUGUUUGAAUAAAUGGAAAAUUCAUUCAAGGAGUCACUCAGCAUUUAGAUGUCCAAUAUGUCGUGUUGAUAUCAAGGAAGAAAGGAUUUUUGAAAAUAAAAUGGUGAACAGAAUGGUUUUAAACUUGCGUGUUUUUUGUUCAAAUAAAAAAAAGAAAUGUAAUUGGCUAGGAGAGCUGCGAGAUCUUAAGAGACACAAAGAACGUGAUUGUGAAUAUGAAGAAAUAAGUUGCAUAUAUGAAGGAUGCAUGAAACGCUUUUUGCGUUGCUAUAUGGGGUUACAUGAAGAAAGAUGUGCUUAUCGAGUUACUCCCUGUGAUUACUGCGAAGAAAGAGUCCGUGUUCGGGACGCUAAAAACCAUUUAAGAACUUGUGAGCGAGUUCCAAUUGAUUGCGUUGAGCAUUGUGAUGCUAAAAUUGUUCGAUGUGAGAUGGAUAACCAUUUAGCAAAUGAAUGUCCAUUGCAUACCAUUCAAUGCAGCUUCCACUCAAUUGGUUGUGAUUUUUUAGGUGAACGCAAGUUGAUGAAAAAUCAUAUGGAAGAAAACGUAUGUAAACACCUAGAACUGUCUCUUCAAUCAGGUGAGCAAAUGAGACGGACCCUUCGAACUCAAGCAUCAAUAAUUUCUGAUUUAAAGGAAAACAUGCGUUUGAUCCAGAGAGACAUGUCUUCUUAUAGAAAACGUAUACGUAGCCUCGAGGUCGGUGCCUUUCCACGUAGAAGAUCUGUAAGCCAAUCUUCAGAUGCAUCAUUGGAUCAAUCAUAAUUUUAUUUGAAUUUUAGUUUACUGACUAUAAGACAAGAAACUAAAAGACAAUUUUACAAUUUGAAGUUUUAGUUUUUGAUUGUAAAAGCAAAAUUUUUAUGAAGGUGCCACACCAACAAAUUAUAAUUACAUUCUUUCAAUAUUAGUAAGUGUAAAGGAGAUGCAGUAAGUAUAUACAUUUUGUUUGUAUUAUUUAUGUAUUUAUUUCCAAAUAAAAUAUCUGCCUUAGUAUCAGAACCACUA